UGAACGCGAUCCAACAGCCACUACAAUGUUCAAAUCGAUAGGCAACAUGGGACGUUGAUGAUGGCAUGAAGCAUGGAUCGUUAAGAGAAAUCGUCAAAGGCGAAGUCGUUAACUGUGACUCAGGGCCCUUCUAGUGUCGUUUUACUGAGAGGAGGCGGCGGCACAAGCUGCGCUAUGGAGGGAAUAGGGCCGGAAAGAUCGCCCGGGAUGAUUGCUCCCACUAAAGCAGUCGUUCCCUGAUGACGGUGAUAAGGUUUGUCACAUCUUUAUGAGUAAUUGUAAUAAUGUAAGACUCACGCGUUUAAAGCGUGCAAUUAUUGCUUGAAAAUAAGCCUCUUCAAAACCCGCCGUAGGGACCACGCAACCUUGCUCUGUCAUCACACACCUCUGCACGAGAACCUAUCGUGACCAAGCACUUGGAAGACAAGAACUGUACGAAGCUCGGACCUCGGGUACGUGCCAUUUGCAGCCCACUUGAGUAGCAUUAAAUUUUAAAGAAGCAGGUUAAGUCCCAUCAGGAGAGAUCAAUCGCCGGCUUUGUGACUGUUGUUGCUAAGAGAGGGGUUGCGCAGAGAAGGGAGGAGGGCGUCUCUAGUGUAGACACCAGGCAAGAAGGCAAGCAGUCAGCGGAGCGCAUUUAAAGAUGGAGCUCCACUGCAUCAAUAUAAUAAAGGCGCUGAUCACUCGUCUUCUGUUCGCUGUUCACGGACUAAUCGCCAUAUGGAGGGUAACGGAUGUGUACAAAGCGUCCAUCUAUUGGAUCGGCCUGUCAGGACUAGCGGGGCUCUUCAUCGAGACAUGCUACACCGUCGGCAAGAGGAAGGGCAAGGAAUACAAAUGGUGGUGCCCGAGUUUUUUCUUCUAUCUCUCUGUCAUGGUCCCGGCCAUCUGGUUUCUGGAAUUGCAACGAUUGGACGAACGCAUCCAACUGGAAGUGGACAUACAACUCAAGCUGAUGAACACGACUUCUACCAAGGAAGAGGAGGACAGUGGUGGUCCGAUAAGGAUCGUGGAAGGGCAAAAGUUCUUCACGCGUUUCAAAUGUACAAGGCGCAGGCGGCCACGGAGCACCAAUAUCGUCAUUCCAGAAAUACCCGGACUUCCCAUCAACCUUAACGAGGUUGACAUUCCCCUGGAGCUGAGUUCUGAAGAGUGGGUGCUUGCCGUAGAGCUGGGCAUGCUGUUCCUGCUCAUCUUCGGCCGAUGGGUCAUGCCGCGGGGCGAGGUGACGCGAGACCAACUCUCGCAGCUGCUCUUCGUAUAUCUAGGCAGCGCCGCCGAUAUUCUGGAGUUCUGCGACACCCUGAAGGUGGAUGAGGUGAAGACGAACAAGACUCUCACCAUCGUGAUCUUGGCCGUUUUCUCCUGGAGUCUCAUGCAGUUCACACUGGUCAUGACCGCGACCCGCUCCCGUACCCGCAAGGCAGGGGCCACACCGAAAGGAAAGGGACAGAAAGUCAGAUGUGACUGCGCAAAGUGCUGUGAGUGCACGUGCUUCGACACAGACGUAUGGGCAACGAUCGUGUCCAUAUGCCUACAGGACGGUCCGUUUCUGGCUACUCGUCUUGUGCUAGUGGCGUAUUACCGCGUCAUCAACCACAUGAGCAUCUUCUUCACAUGUAAGAACAUGACGGUGAUGCUGCUGCAACUGUACCGCCUCAUUGUCAUCUACAGUGAAAAGGCAAACGAUGACAAAGAUGAAGACAACAACAAAUCCAACAUCGUUGCGCUGGAAGAAGGCUACUACAGGAAGAAAGACAGCCCGAGUCCUCUGCACAUAAAGCACUCCAAGUCGCCGAGGAACCACCGGAAAGACAUGAGCCCAAACCUCGCCAACUUGUCACCCAACACCGUGUCUGCCAUGAUGGAGUCUGCCCUAAUGGAGGAUAGAAAUGUCUUUAACGACAAGAAGAUAGCCAAAGCCAUGGCCAAGCAACGGGCCAAACAGGAGAAAGCGUUGAUCAAGCAAAGGGCGAAAGAAGAGGCAGCGUUGUCGAAGAAGAAGGCAAAAGAGUCAAAGAGAAGGAGCAAAUCGACCAAAAAGACUUGACCUUGAUUUUUAAACUUGAACUAUGGACUUGAAAACGUGAGGAAACCAUAGUGAACAAGUUUAAACUUUGUUCUAACACAAUUUUGUGUUGGAACAAAGUUUAAACUUUUUUACUAUGGAAUUUACCAACACAGAUGAGCUUUCAUUCGGAUGUGAUGAAACCAGUUAGCGGGUUCACGAGCAGCGCGUAUGAUGUACGUGAGAGCACAGAAACUAUCCGACAUCAGAAUACAGUACUGUCGGUUAACGUUAACAACGAUUAAACAUUAACAAAAAACACCGUCAAUUUAUCCAGAGUGGUAAGACAUCCAUAAUUACAUCCACGUAAAUCCUACGCGUCGUGAAAUACAUUUGGUAAACUUGACGUUUUAGUAGCAAAUAGAUAAAUGAAAGCUUUAAACAUUGAAACUGUUUGCCAGAAAGCCGAAGAAAGUUGUCGUUUGACAAACCAUGAGGGCUUAAAAUGACAAUGUGGACUUCUGGAGUAGUCUGUGAACAUCCCUCAUUAUUGUAGAUCGAUGUUUUGGUCAUACAUUUUUGUGUCUACCUCAAGUGACUGACCGUACUAUGCAGUGUAAACGUUGUACCGUGAGCGUUAUUAAGAUGUGAUGAUUUAUUUGACAUCCCAUACAUGUAGCUUGCAUCUGUUUUGGCUAGCAAGAGACGUUGUAUUUCAAGAUCUAAGAAAUCACAAUCUACACUUCUAACACUGGGCUUCUUAGACAAGCUGCAUUAUGCAGUGCGGCAUCUCUCUAUCUCUCCCUUUUCUCUUUAUUCUUCACUCCCUUUCUCUCUCUGUACCGCCUUUGCCCUAAUCUACUUUCCAUCCUUUUCCUUUGGCCAUAGAAUAGGCUACCAGGGUUACAUUGUAGUCUUCUGAAAAUCAUGAUUAUUGUACAUUGUGUAAAUAUGUUUUCCACGAUUGCUGACUAUACCGAGGAGUGUAUAUGACUUAAAUUAUCUCCCAAUCAAUCAAAUAUAUGUAUGAUACAUGCUCCUUUAAGUGGCCGGUUAACAAUAGCAAUGGUCUUGGUAGCGAUGUUGUAUGCCAGCUUAAAAGAAAACAAAUUAAGUAUAACUUGUAUUGAAGAUUUCUUGUACCGUCAUCGACAUCGAACCACAGUUUACAAAUCUGCCGGCGUGUAAAGAAGUAACACAAAAUCAAGCCAUGCUAUUGCUUAUGUGAUACAUAGAUUAUAUUGUACAUAUUCAUGAUACAUUGUUAUGAUGUUCAACUAUAGUUGAUAUUGGUGAGGAUGGUUAGAUGUGCUGUCAAUGGUGUUGUGUUGUCAUUGUAUUGUUUUAGCGACUGAAUGACUAAGUUGUUUUGUGAACGCUCUACUCGCGAGCGGAAAUGUGUUAUGAAUACAUUAUGUAUGUUACCCGGAAAUCAUACAUAACCAAAGUAUAUUCGUGGACCAGAGAGGCUGUAUAAGACGACAGUAUGUGUGUAACGGUACAAAGAACGAAUGAGACUUUUAACCAGACUUACUCCCAAUGCUUGUGAUAAGUGUCAAUGACGAUGGUAUUUGUAUCACUUAAAAUUAGUAAAGAGAGGACUGUGACAACAACGUCAAGAGUGUGAUCAUCUACAAGCAAAACCUAUAUUUUAGUCUACACAUGUUCUAUAAACUACUGACAAUAAGGCGGAAAGUAGCAUUUAUCAAACAGCAUAGUAAUGUCUCUCUCUCUCUCUUUGAUGCUUUCAAUACGUUUGUUGUCAGGCCGCUGGUUUUGUUCAGAUCAAUGACUAGUGAUAUAAUUGUCACCACGACGUUGGUAGAAGCGGAGAAGUUCUUGUUGUAAAAAUAAGAGAAUGAAAAAGUAAAGAAAAUAGCUUUACGCUUAAAGGCGUAGUUUCGUUUUCAUAAUUCUACGUACUGGACUAUCAAUAGCUGGCUUGGGUGGUACUGUUACAACGGUCAAACGUAUGAAAUUCGGAGAAAUAUGUUAUAUAAAGGUAUCGACAGGAAAAA
Messenger RNA from Branchiostoma floridae (Florida lancelet), 4026 nucleotides. RefSeq names its product transmembrane protein 26-like. Lineage: Eukaryota; Metazoa; Chordata; Leptocardii; Amphioxiformes; Branchiostomatidae. The transcript is spliced from 7 exons. The record is from RefSeq and is a predicted model, not a curated record. Bases 644 to 2050 code for a protein of 468 amino acids.